AUGGAAGAGCGUGGGUGGCGUUUUUGUCUGCAAGAAAACUAUGACACUGGCGUGGAUAAGAACGAAGAGAAGGAAAACCCAACCGACCACGGCAUUGAGAAGUGUAAGCCUACAGAAAGAUAUAUACAAAAUCAGUUUUCUCUUCCUUCCCACUCGCUCAAAUCCACUCCCAAAUUUAAAUGA
This is a messenger RNA of Sphenostylis stenocarpa, 183 nucleotides long. NCBI's taxonomy places the organism in Eukaryota, Viridiplantae, Streptophyta, Magnoliopsida, Fabales, Fabaceae. The record is from the annotation of a GenBank genome assembly.